Messenger RNA from Aspergillus aculeatus ATCC 16872, 285 nucleotides. Its product is annotated as L51/S25/CI-B8 domain-containing protein. The record is from RefSeq and is a predicted model, not a curated record. The transcript is spliced from 4 exons. Lineage: Eukaryota; Fungi; Ascomycota; Eurotiomycetes; Eurotiales; Aspergillaceae. Bases 1 to 285 code for a protein of 94 amino acids.
AUGUCCUCCAAGUACGCUUUCACUAAGGGUCUGAAGGAGCUGCGCUUCCUUUUCUGCCAGACCUCUCAGGAAAGCGCCGCUACCCGGUCGUUCCUGCAGCGCGCCUAUCCCACCAUGAAGAAGCACAAUCCCUCCACUCCUAUCCUGAUUCGCGAGGCAGCUGGUACUGUGCCCAGAGUGUACGCCAGAUACGAGCUCGGAAGAGAGAAGCAGGAAGCCUUGACCGGCUUGACGGACCAGCAGGUCGAAGAGAAGAUUACCCAAUUGGUGAAGGCGUCUUCAUAA